Setaria italica (foxtail millet) is the source of this 2201-nucleotide messenger RNA. RefSeq names its product zinc-finger homeodomain protein 7. The transcript has a single exon. The record is from RefSeq and is a predicted model, not a curated record. Gene Ontology annotation, biological process: regulation of developmental process; regulation of DNA-templated transcription. Lineage: Eukaryota; Viridiplantae; Streptophyta; Magnoliopsida; Poales; Poaceae. Gene Ontology annotation, cellular component: nucleus. The coding region runs from base 635 to 1924 and encodes 429 amino acids. Gene Ontology annotation, molecular function: transcription cis-regulatory region binding; DNA-binding transcription factor activity.
GGCCCUGUCGGUGGGCAUGGGCUUCUCCUCCCUUCCUCUCUCCUCUCCUCACCACCUCCAAGUCACUCUCACAGUCUCACCUCUGAGCUGUGGGCCUUGUGGGGGACUGGUAGACGAGACUCCUUCAAACACACAUCCAAGCCAAGCCAACAAGCCUUGCCUAGCCACUCUCUCUCCCCUGUCACCUCCUCUUCCCCCUUCCCCUCUCUCCCCUUGCUGCUGUUCUCUUCUUCCUCCUUGGACUGGCCUUGGUCUUGGUCCUUUAAGGGUGCAUGCAUAGAUGGAUGAUGGAUAGAUAAGAUGGAUAUGUUUUCUCCUAGCUAGCUCUCUCCCAAGGAGACAUUCCCCACUUUGUGCCAAAUUGUUAUUGUGAUUGCUAUUGUUAGUGUAUUUUUAUCACACCCUUUGUAAUCUAGCUUAGCCUUACCAAGCAAUAUAAUCCAUCUCCAUCUUCUCCUUCCCCCUUGAGGCCAACACCAUCCCCCUCCCUCCCCUAUUUCUUCUCCAAAACCUACAAGUAGAGCACAGCGCCACCAACACAGCCUCACAAAGAAGAAAAAGCUCGGAGGGAAAGAAUCAUUUCCCUAGCUCACCGAACCCACCGAGUCCCCCACCUAGCUUGGUAGCCGAAGCCAUGGAGUACAAGAGAUCAUCGCAUGUGGAGGAGGAGGAAGAGGAGGAGGAGGAGGAGGAGGAGGAAGAAGACGAGGAGGAAGAAGAGGAGGACGAGGACGAGGCCGGAGGCGCCCACCGCUACACCACUGCGGCAGCGGCGCCUGUAGGCGUGCCACAGCACCAGCAGCAGGCGCACGCCCAGGCUCUUGGACUUGGCUCGCACUCGGCGUCGCUGAUUGACGCCGCCGCCUUCUCGAGGCCGCUCCUGCCUCCCAACUCCUCUCUGGUGACGCAGCCACAGCUGCCUCCCCCCGGCUUCAUGCCGUCCCAGCGCCAGCCGCAGCUCCAUCCGAGGAGAGCGGAGAGGGAGAGGGAGAGAGCUGCGGGGGCGCCGCAGCCGCAGCCGCAGCCCCGGCGCCACCAGGAAGGGGCGAGGAAUGGUGUUCUCGGCGGCGGCAACGUGGCCCCGCCGGCCUCGACGCUCGCCCUCGCGGCCGGCGCCGGAGCCGUGGAGGCGGCGCAGUGGAGGUACCGGGAGUGCCUGCGGAACCACGCGGCGCGGCUGGGCGCGCACGUGCUCGACGGCUGCUGCGAGUUCAUGCCGUCCGCGGGCGACGGGGCUGCCGCGCUGGCCUGCGCCGCCUGCGGCUGCCACCGCAGCUUCCACCGCCGCGAGGCGGUCCCCGGAGGCGUUGCUGCCGCGGUGGCGGCGGCGGUGCCCCCCUCGCCGGCAACCCCCACCGCCGGCGCCAACGCCAACUCCUCCCGGGUCAUGCCGCUGCUCCUGGCGCCGCCGCACAUGCAGACGCGCCCGCACGUCCCGCCAGUGUCCCCGUCGUCCGCGCCCGCCGCGCUGACCGAGUCCUCGAGCGAGGAGCUGCGCGGGCCCGCGCCCGCGCACCAACCGCCUCCGCCGCCGACGCUCCCGCCCCACGCGCAGCUGGCCGUCGGGGGCUCGGCCUCCGCUCCCCCGGCGCCGAGCAAGAAGCGGUUCCGGACCAAGUUCACGGCGGACCAGAAGGAGCGCAUGCGCGAGUUCGCGCACCGCCUCGGGUGGCGCAUCCACAAGCCCGACUCCGAGGCUGUCGACGCCUUCUGCGCCCAGGUCGGCGUCUCCCGGCGCGUCCUCAAGGUGUGGAUGCACAACAACAAGCACCUCGCCAAGAUCCCGCCCUCGCCCCCAUCCUCCCAGCCCGCGCUUCCGCCGCCGCCUCACCACCAUGACCACCACCCGCCUCCACCUCCCCACCACAUCCACCACCACCACCACCACCCGGCGCCGCCGCCGCAGCAGCAGCAUGAUGCAUGAGUGAGUACCGAGUAGCCGCAGAGCAAUGCGAGAGGAUCAGAGGGUGCCAUUAGCUUAUUAGCUCAUUUCUUUAUCCUUCUUCUUCCAUUGUAAUUUCAGUGACAUCCUGGUUGUUAAGAAGUUAACUCAUCAUGCAGCAGUUAGGAGGCAGUAAUAUGAUUAUGUGACCUAAUCCCAUCUUAGCCAUGCUUCGUCGUCCUCAUUGCUUUCUUGGAUAACCUCAAUUAGGCUAGCAACUUAGCAUCAUGGCUCUUGCAUUGACGACCAUUGUUACUUC